Messenger RNA from Strongyloides ratti, 2301 nucleotides. Its product is annotated as Na+ channel, amiloride-sensitive family-containing protein. Gene Ontology annotation, biological process: sodium ion transport. Lineage: Eukaryota; Metazoa; Nematoda; Chromadorea; Rhabditida; Strongyloididae. Bases 1 to 2301 code for a protein of 766 amino acids. The transcript has 3 exons. Gene Ontology annotation, molecular function: sodium channel activity. Gene Ontology annotation, cellular component: membrane. The record is from RefSeq and is a predicted model, not a curated record.
AUGACAAAAAGAAUACAAAAAAUAAUUUAUAAUAAAAAGAAUAGUACCUCAUCAGAGGAUUCUAUUAUUGUUACAGAAGAAGAGGCAUCACUUCUAUCCCACAACUCAAAAUUAGAUUCAAUUAAAACUUCAAAUUUUAAUAAAAAUGUACCAAAAUAUAGUACAAAAAAAACAAUACAUAACAUUGAUAGUAAAUUACAAACUGCUUCAAUGCUUUCAUCAAUUAAAAAAGGAUCACUUCAACCGAUUUCAAAUAUUUGUUAUGGUAAAUCAUUUUAUUCUAAACAACCCCUAACUUAUGAAUCAGUGACGAAUUUUUUAAAUAAACCAUUAUUAGAAGUUGCGAUAAAUGAUAACAUCAUCCAAUCAGGUUUUUGCCAUCAACCACAACCACAAUCAUUAUCAUUACCUAACAAUUGUAUAACUCUAUAUAUUGAUAAUGAUAAUUCAAAAAAUGGACAGGUUAUUGGUAAUGAUGAAGUUAAAAAAUAUAGCAAUGGGAAGGUCGAGAAUAAUAUAAAAUUAGAAAAUAAUGCAAACCAAUUUAAUUUAAAUAAAAAUUUUACCCCCUUACAAUUUGGUAAUUCAAUUAGAAAAGCAAAUUCACCUGUUAAUUAUAUUACUACUUCUAUUAUAAAAAGAAAUAUUAAAAAACUUUCCAACAGUGAACCUUGUCUAUUUGCGAAUAAUUAUUAUUAUACUAAAUCAGAAAAAGAAAUGAGUGUAACAAUACCUCAUAAAGGACCAAAAUUUGAGGAUGAUACAGAAGAAGUAGAAAAAGAAUUAAAUAAAUGUUGCGAUAGAAAAUUUCGUCGAAUGUGUUUUAUAUUUAUAAUUGUGUGCCUAGCAUUACUAACAGUCAAAGAUGUUAUUGAUCUUGUAAUAGAAUAUUCAGAAAAUCCUAAAAAAGCUGAUAUGAAUAUAAUGUUUAAUGAGACAAUGUUAUUACCUAAUGUAACAUUUUGUAUGUCUAGAGAUCAAGCAUGGUCACAUUUUAAACCAUCACCCAAUGAAACAGAUCAUGAUUGGGAAAAUAUUAUAAGUAAAGAUCUUGCAAAUAUGACAACUAAAGAACAAUUUCAAAAAAAUUCAUGGGAUCAACAUACAAUAAUGGAAGCUUAUGAUGUAAUUGCUAAUUUAAAUUCAAUGGAAAGAGAAACUAAUGCUCAUGGUGCUGUUAGAACAAUAAAUGUUUUUAAAAGUAUUAAAAGAUUUGAAAGAAAAAGAAAAGCUGUCAAGAAAUGGCUAAAAAUUAUUCAAGAAAGAAAUGUUACUUUUGAAGAGUUAACACAAAAAGUUGGAACAGAAGUUAUAAGAAGAUCUUUACAAAGAUUUAAUAGAGAAACAAAAAAUGAAAGUUUAAUUAUUAAAACACAACUUCGAACAUCAUGGAUAUCAACGAUGCAAUUUUGUUUUCAACCAAUGUAUGAUGAAGAUAAUUAUUAUAGAAUUGUUGAUCAAGGAAAUUUUUUUACAAUGAUGUUAUCCCAUAAUGCUGAUAAUUUAGAAGGUAAAGAUCUUGAAUGUAUGUCUGUUGACUUUCAUGGAAGACCUAGUUCUGCUGCAAGGUUUAUGCAAGGAAAAGGAAGAGUAAAAGAUGGAUAUAUUGAUGAACUAUGUCAUGGUCAAAGACAUGAAGUUACAGUUGAAAUAAGAGCGCGUUAUGUUAUGUUAGAAAAUGAUGAUGAAGCAACAGCAUGUAGAGAAGCUAAAGAUGAUGAAGACAGUGAAUUUGAUUGCAGAUCUAGAUGUAGAUUGAAUUUUUUAAAAGAUAUAUGUAGUUGUAUUCCAGCAACAUUAAGUUAUUUAGUUAAAAAUGAGGAUGAAUUAAAAAAAUACCCUCUUUGUGAUUAUCAAUCAUGUCCAAUUAAUCAAACAUUUGUACAAAAAGGAAACUUUUCACAUGAAGAAUGUUCUAAUUUAUGUUAUAGAGAUUGUGACCAAUAUCGAUAUGAAGUUGAUCAUGAAAAAAAAGGAAGAAUGGUAAGACCAGAUUUAACUUUAGUUGAACUUCAUUGGGGAUCAUUUGAGUAUCUAACAUUACAACAAGAUUGGGUAUGGACAGUACCUACAUUUAUUGCAGCACUUGGUGGUUCUAUUGGAAUGUGGUUAGGGUUAUCUAUAUUAUCAUUAAUUCAAGGUUCAGCAUGGAUUUACAAAUAUCUUCAUAAAGAGGUGGUAAGAAAGAAGAAGUCUAUGGUACAUUAUGAUAAACGUGAUAGAGAUAUUCCAUUAAAAAUUCAGGCAUUAAGAAUGAAAGCAGAUUCUCAAAAUACAAAUAAUGAGGGUGUAAAUCACUAA